Molecule: messenger RNA, 561 nt
Organism: Hyaloscypha bicolor E
Lineage: Eukaryota; Fungi; Ascomycota; Leotiomycetes; Helotiales; Hyaloscyphaceae
Exons: 1
Coding region: 213-512 (99 amino acids)
Source: RefSeq, a predicted model, not a curated record
CUCUUCAUCAAAUCAUGCCAUGAGUCCUGAAAAUAACACAAUUCCCACUACUCAAUGUCCGCCUCAUCCGCCAUACGCACACUUGACUUUCAACACACUUUGGCUUUACCGAUGAGACUCUCUCAUAACUUUUUUAAUUUUGUCAAGCUCAUCUCGUGUUCGUUGGAAUACUCUCAGGGAGUCUCAAUGCCUGAUGAGCAGGAAAACAAGCCAUGCCAAACUUAGGCUGUUAUACACUUCUCACGAGAGACAUCUCUUUUAAUCUCGAAGCCUUCAUUUAUUAUAGCAAUCUCCCUUUACACAGCCCCCUGUCUGAUAUCUUGCAGAUCCAAAAAUGGCGGUGCUUGGGUCUUGGAAGUAUUGAGAACGUUACAGCAACUAGGGAUGUGUCAAGGAACGGGCCGGAUUGGAAGAACCAUACUCUGCUUUUUGUGAUCUAUUUCGUUUUUGGGACUUUAUUUCUUCCCAAUUCGAAAUUAUCCAGCAGAGUGCUAAUUGCACCACUCUUCUAAAACAGGACAAGUAGUAUACAAAGAAAAAUCUCCGUUGCACUUGAGCAUC